Molecule: messenger RNA, 273 nt
Organism: Neltuma alba
Lineage: Eukaryota; Viridiplantae; Streptophyta; Magnoliopsida; Fabales; Fabaceae
Exons: 1
Coding region: 1-273 (90 amino acids)
Source: RefSeq, a predicted model, not a curated record
AUGGAUAUCAUUGCCGCAAGACUGGCAACAAUUCAGAACGAAAUCCGUCAGGUAGAAAACCAGAAGCUCCAAUGUGAGCAAAUGCUUGGUCUGUUCUGGGAGCAUCCGCCUGCUCUCGAUCCUGAGGACAUAGGAAGAAGAAUGCAAUUUUUACGGGAGCGGAUUCAAGCUCUUGAAGCCAGGAAACGGGCCCUCCUCCUCGAACAGGAGGACCUGAUUGUGCGAGCUGCGGCGGCAGCUCCCCCCUCCAAUCCCCCGAGAAAUGAGCAUUAG